This is a messenger RNA of Carassius gibelio (silver crucian carp), 1382 nucleotides long. Its product is annotated as annexin A4-like. Gene Ontology annotation, molecular function: calcium ion binding; calcium-dependent phospholipid binding. The record is from RefSeq and is a predicted model, not a curated record. NCBI's taxonomy places the organism in Eukaryota, Metazoa, Chordata, Actinopteri, Cypriniformes, Cyprinidae. Bases 186 to 1151 code for a protein of 321 amino acids. Gene Ontology annotation, cellular component: cytoplasm. The transcript is spliced from 13 exons.
AGAGGAACUAUCAGGCGAUUCUGUCUGUCCAGGCCAACACCCACUAAAGUUGGCAAUAAAACUCAGAAACAUUCUCCUAAAUCUCCACUCCAUUUAGAGUAACGUGUGCGGUGCAUCUCUGAAUCCAGAGCUUCAGCAGUGUUCUCAUCUCUUCAAUUCAAGACUAAAAUCUCUCCUCCAUCACUAUGGCAGCGUUGGGCAACCGUGGAACCGUAACUGAGGCAUUAGGCUUCAACCCAGAGGAAGAUGCCCAGAAACUUUACAAAGCUAUGAAAGGAGCUGGAACCGAUGAGGCGACUAUCAUCGAGAUCCUCGGCCAUCGCACUAUUGCACAAAGGCAGAAAAUCAAGGAGUCUUUCAAGCUGAGCGUGGGAAAGGAACUGGUUGACUGCUUGAAGUCAGAGCUAUCUGGAAACUUUGAGCAGGUUGUGGUCGGCCUGAUGAUGCCCGCCCCAGUGUAUGAUGCGUAUGAGCUGAGGAACGCCAUCAAGGGUGCAGGAACAGAGGAGGCAUGUCUCAUUGACAUCCUGGCCUCAAGAACCAAUGCUGAGGUGAAGGAAAUCAUUGCUACCUACAAGAACGAAUAUGGCAAGAGUCUCGAGGACGAUGUCCGUGCAGACACGUCUGGAAUGUUCCAGAGAGUUUUGGUGUCUUUACUCACGGCUGGCCGUGACCAGAGCACCAAGGUGGACGAGGCUCAGGCUGUUCAGGAUGCAAAGGACAUCUAUGAGGCAGGCGAAGCUCGCUGGGGAACAGAUGAGGUCAAGUUCCUAACUGUACUGUGUGUGAGGAACCGAAAUCACUUACUCCGAGUGUUUCAGGAGUAUCAGAAGAUUUCUGGAAGGGACAUUGAGGACAGCAUAAAGAGAGAGAUGUCUGGCUGCCUGGAGGAUGUAUUUCUGGCAAUAGUGAAAUGCCUGAAAAACAAGCCAGCAUUUUUUGCUGAAAGGCUCUACAAGUCAAUGAAGGGUUUAGGCACCACAGAUAGCGUGCUGAUCAGAAUCAUGGUGGCUCGUGCCGAGAUCGAUAUGCUGGAUAUCAAAGCAGAGUUCCUGAAGAUGUAUGGAAAGACCCUUCAUUCCUUUAUAAAGGGUGACACAUCGGGCGAUUACAGUAAGAUCCUGUUGGAGCUGUGCGGAGGAGAAAAGUAACUCGUUCACCGUGUUCAUUAGCAUGAAAGCUGUCUCUCACACCAAGUCUACUUAAUUUCAAACACAUUCUCUGUUUGUAAUACCCAUUAAAACCAAACAGUGUUGUUUUAAACGAGACUCAUGUUUUAUUUUGAUUUGUGUUUAUAGCCUUGGAAUUUAUGGGAGUCCUUCAUAGAUUGGUGUGUGUUUCAAAUGAAUAAAAGGAGAAAAGAACAGCCUGCAUUGACUGUA